UCUCUCUUUGCCACUUCCACAACAUCCACUCCAUUUCAUAUUAUCUCUCUUUCUAAUCGAAACCCUAACCCUAGCUCUACCAGCUUUUCAGUAUUUCUCAAUGUCUGCGUUCGUGGAAGACCAAAGCACUAAGAAGCGAGUACGAGAUGAAUGGGACGAGUCAGAGCUGGACUCAGCCGAGGUGAAGAGACUCAGGGACGACCUCCUAAAUCUCGACGACUCGGAUCUCGGAACCAGUAGUCCUGACCUCGACUCAUUUAUGAAGAGCUUCGAAGAAGAGAUCUCCGUGUCGCCGGCUCCACCGGCGAACGUUGUAGAUCUGACGUCAGACGCCGGAGAUUCCCAACCGGAGCUCGGCUACCUCUUGGAAGCCUCCGACGACGAGCUCGGCCUCCCCCCGUCGACUGCGUCGUCAAGCGAGGCGGAGAACAACGAAGAGACCGAGUUGGUCCGAGUUCCGACGGACUCGACCGGACUCGGCGAGUUAUGGGGGUUUGAUGAUGAGAUCCCGAGUUACGACUCGUUCGGGUUGGGAAUCGUUGGUGGUGAUAGUUAUAUUAAUAACGGCGAGUACGUUGCGUUAGACGGGUUGUUCGUUCAUUCGGAUCAAUUAUUCGGGUCAUCGGAAUACCCGGAUGGCUCGUGGUGGUCGGAAACGUUGCCGGCGCAGUAGUAACGGCGAAAUGUUGUAGUGAAAAAGCAUAUUGUAAAGGUUUUUUUUGUUCUUUUAUUAAACAGGGCUAAGGAAUACCAAAAAUUUCAGCCAGAUCUGACUGUUGUUGAUCUAUUGCUUAAGAGUGGACAAUACAGAGAUGUGGAUUUGAUUGAUUUUAGUUA
Molecule: messenger RNA, 837 nt
Organism: Cornus florida
Lineage: Eukaryota; Viridiplantae; Streptophyta; Magnoliopsida; Cornales; Cornaceae
Exons: 1
Coding region: 101-673 (190 amino acids)
Source: RefSeq, a predicted model, not a curated record